AUGCUGACUGGCUUCUCUGAAGACCUCCAAGCCAUCAGCAAAUCUAGAAAAACUACCAUCAUCAACGGCAAGCUCAAAAGGCUUCAUGUGAACAUUGCCACUCUACAGGAAACACAUCUGGCUGACUCUGGAUCACUAAAGAAGAAGGACUGCACAUUCUUCUGGCAGGGGAAGAGCUCCAAUGAACUAUGCCAACACAGAGUGGGCUUCACAGUGAAGAACAGCCUGCUGAAUAUGGUAGAACCAGGUAGCAAUGGUUCCAAGAGACUCCUUACUCUCCACCUCAAAACAACCGCAGGCCCUGUCAUCCUCGUCAGCAUGUAUACCUCGACACACUCCGCCACACCGGAUACCAUGGACAAAUUUUAUGACAAGCUGGCAACCACCAUCAGCAGUAUCCUCAGAAAGGAUAAACUUGUUAUCCUAGGCAACUUCAACACAGGAGUGGGUGCUGAUCAUGACUCUUCACACCUUGGACAGUUUGGUGUUGACAAGAUGAAUGACAAUGGCCAGAGACUGCUCGAGCUAUGCACUUACCACAACUUUUGCAUAGCCAACUCCUUCUUUAGGACAAAGACACAGCACAAGGUCUGCUGGAGACAUCCAUGCUCAAAGCACUGGCACCAGCUGGAUCUCAUACUGGUUAGACGAGCCAUCAUUAAGAAUGUCCUUCACACAUGUUCUUACUACAGCGCGGACUGUGGUACAUACCACUCCUUGGUGUGCUGGAAGAUCAAGCUCCAGCCCAAGAGGUUCCAUUGUGGCAAGAAGCUGGAAAUGCUCACAUAG
Messenger RNA from Acanthosepion pharaonis, 789 nucleotides. Lineage: Eukaryota; Metazoa; Mollusca; Cephalopoda; Sepiida; Sepiidae. The record is from the annotation of a GenBank genome assembly.